Messenger RNA from Iphiclides podalirius (scarce swallowtail), 1092 nucleotides. The record is from the annotation of a GenBank genome assembly. Lineage: Eukaryota; Metazoa; Arthropoda; Insecta; Lepidoptera; Papilionidae.
AUGGGUAUUCUAGAAAAGAUAUCAGAGAUUGAAAAAGAAAUCGCCCGAACGCAAAAAAACAAAGCCACUGAAUAUCACUUGGGGCUACUAAAAGCUAAGCUUGCCAAAUAUCGUUCACAAUUGCUUGAGCCGUCAAAGAAAGGUGGUGACAAAGGAGAGGGUUUUGAUGUCUUAAAGUCAGGCGAUGCUCGUGUAGCACUCAUUGGCUUUCCAUCUGUGGGAAAAUCAACACUACUGUCCACUCUGACCCAUACUCAUUCGGAAGCAGCUAGUUAUGAGUUCACAACACUGACCUGUAUUCCUGGUGUUAUUGAAUAUAGAGGGGCCAAUAUACAGUUGCUAGAUUUACCAGGUAUCAUUGAGGGUGCAGCACAAGGCAAGGGUAGAGGUAGACAGGUUAUUGCUGUGGCUAGGACAGCAGAUUUGGUACUGAUGAUGUUAGAUGCCACUAAGCCCUAUGUGCAUCGUCAACUGCUGGAACGGGAGUUAGAAAGUGUUGGUAUUCGUCUCAACAAAGCAAAACCGAAUAUUUAUUUUAAGGUUAAGAAAGGUGGUGGUUUAUCCUUCAACUCUACGUGCCAACUCACUAAAGUUGAUGAAAAACUGGUGCAAAUGAUUCUUCAUGAAUAUAAAAUAUUUAAUGCUGAGGUGCUGUUUCGUGAGGACUGCUCCGCGGACGACUUGAUCGAUGUGAUUCUGGCCAAUCGCGUGUACCUGCCCUGCAUAUAUGUGUACAACAAGAUCGACCAGAUCUCCAUACAGGAGGUGGACAGGAUAGCCCGCGAGCCGCAUUCCGUCGUCGUUAGCUGCAACAUGAAGCUCAACCUUGACUAUCUGCUGGAAAUACUGUGGGAGUACCUUUCGCUCAUCCGCGUGUACACCAAGAAGCCCGGGCAGCCGCCAGAUUUUGAUGAGGGGCUCAUCUUAAGAAAGGGCGUUAGCAUCGAGCACGUGUGCCACUCCAUCCAUCGGUCGCUGGCGGCGCAGCUGAAGUACGCCCUGGUGUGGGGCACCAGCACCAAAUACUCGCCGCAGCGAGUGGGCGUGGCCCACGUGGUAAACGACGAGGAUGUGGUGCAGCUGAUCAAGAAG